Suillus subaureus is the source of this 347-nucleotide messenger RNA. RefSeq lists its product as uncharacterized. NCBI's taxonomy places the organism in Eukaryota, Fungi, Basidiomycota, Agaricomycetes, Boletales, Suillaceae. The coding region runs from base 57 to 221 and encodes 54 amino acids. The transcript is spliced from 2 exons. The record is from RefSeq and is a predicted model, not a curated record.
CAUCUCAUGACGACCGCAGUUCGACCCCCUUUUUCCUGAAUGUUGAUAGUGGGUGGAUGGCAGGGCCCAAACAUCGGCUGUUAUUCUGGGUACCACCCGCUUCUCGAGACCUGUUCUAUAGCCCUGAAACUGCGUUAGUGAUUCCCAGAGGAGGUCCUGAGCUUGAUUUAAGUCGCAUGGCACAUGGACAGCACUGGCAGAGGUGCCGAGAGGAACCUUAGUACUGUGAUGAUCAUAUUUUAGCGAUUUUGAUAUUUUUGGACAUUUCAGAUAUAACUUGCAUGUAACGUGUACAGUGGAUAAUAUUUCGUGUUCUAUAUAGUCUAUGCCCAGCAUCCAGUCAGAGU